CAAAGAGUAAUUUUGUCCUCUUUGGAUAGUUUUAUUUUCUGUAUUCAGAAGUCUUGAUGGGGUGCAUUUUUUAUUAUUCAUUCAUUUCUAGCUGGGGUCACUCAUUGUGCCUUUUAAAGUGUUAUUAAUGGUAUCAUCAUUCUAAAAAUUAAGUCUUCAUGCUCCAGUUUUGCUAAUAUUGUCACUUAGCGCCAGAGCAGGCUCAAAGUAUAAUGGGGGCCUUAAAUGUUGAGACGUGCUGUGCUCCCCAAACCAUUUAAAAAAUUCUGUUUAACACUAAUUAGCAGCUAUCUGUGCCCGUGAGUCGCAUCUGUAAAGUUCAUCGGUUUAGCUCUUAGCGCUUCACCUUUCUUCCAAAUAUGGUCGCUUCUGGCUAUCACUUCUCCAUCUUUUAUAUACAGUCUUUGGUCUGUCCAUAUUAACAGACUGCAAAGCAUUCUGGGUGCUGCAGGAUAUUAUUUUUUUGGAGGGGAACAGCUGGUACCAACACAAACAUCCCCCUCUGUUGUACACCACCAGUUUAGUGAAUAAAAAAGGGUAAUUUACUUAUAAAUCCACCUUUUAGGUCAGCUGGAGCAUUAUUAAGGCUGAUUAGUGUGCUCUUUUCCUCAAUGAGGUGAGGUUAUGUUCACCUCACUGAUGUCUUCUUUACCUGCAGUCUAGAUGUAAUCUUGAAUCUGUUCCUGUAGCUGCACCAAAACACAGGGUGAAUAAGAAGCGAACAUAACAAUCUUCAUAGCAUAAUUUUCUAUUUAUAUCCAAGACUGUGUAACGUUUACGUAACCUUUAAUGGUUUUGUCUGAGUGCACCUGAAGCGUCUCCUCCUGAUAUUUGUGCCCCAUAAAUAGAAAAAACGCCGUGACGCAAAGCAGGCCUCCAAGCAGCUCAUCUCCAUACAGCCUCUAGAUGAGAGGAGGCUAUUUAAACCUGUCCGAGCUCUCAGCUCCAACAGAGAUGAAGACGGACGGUGUGGUGCAGACCUUCAGCGGGAGGAAGCAGAGCCUGAUCGAGGACGCGCGCCGGGAGCGCGGAAGUGCCGGCGGCCCGGCAGGCUCCCCGGGGCCCUCCAGGUACGGAGACGGCUUCGUGUUUGAGGAGAAGGACGGCAGGGUGACCCUGAACGUCCUGUUCGCCCUCAGCAGCGAGAAAAACGCGGGCUUCUUCAAAACAGGGAAAAUAUUUGAGACAUUUGAAGCCAAGCUUCUCCACAUCGAGAGCCGAAUGGGGAGGAAGUGUAAGAACAGCACGACGGACCUGGAGUUCUUCAUGAAGUGUGAAGUUCACAGCUCAGACCUGGACGUGUUCGUCAACUCACUGAAGAGAGUGGCUGACGACGUUCGCUGCAUGCCAGAAGAAAAGGUGCCCUGGUUUCCCCGACAGAUAAAAGACCUCGACAGAUGCAACAUGUUGAUCACCAAAUUUGAUCCUGACAUGGACCACGACCAUCCAGGAUACAAUGACCCUGAAUACAGAAAGAGACGGGCCGUCAUCUCUGAGCUGGCCUUCAGAUACAAACAGGGGGACACGCUACCUGUGGUGGAGUACACAGCAGAGGAGAUAUCUACAUGGAGGCAGGUCUACCAGCAGCUGAGGAGCAUUUACCCGAGUUUGGCCUGCAAACAGUUCCUAGACGGCCUGCAGCAGCUGGAGAAAGAGUGCGGCUACGGAGAGGACCGUAUCCCUCAGCUACGAGAGGUGUCGGCCUUCUUGAAAGAGAGAACUGGUUUCCAGCUGCGCCCAGUAGCCGGCCUGCUGUCAGCCCGAGACUUCCUCGCCAGUUUGGCCUUCAGGGUGUUUCAGUGCACGCAGUACAUCAGACACUCCUCUGCGCCCAUGCACUCCCCUGAGCCAGACUGCUGCCACGAGCUGCUCGGCCAUAUCCCCAUGCUGGCAGAUAAGGAGUUUGCCCAGUUUUCACAGGAGAUUGGACUUGCCUCACUCGGGGUUUCUGAUGAGGACAUUGAGAAACUGUCAACGUUAUACUGGUUCACUGUGGAGUUUGGCCUCUGCAAGCAGAACGGGGCAGUAAAGGCUUACGGCGCUGGACUUCUGUCCUCCUACGGAGAGCUUGUUUACGCCCUGUCCAACGAGCCCGAGUACAAGCCGUUUGCCCCGGAGGAGACUGCGGUCCAGCCGUACCAGGACCAAACCUACCAGCCGGUUUACUUUGUGUCUGAGAGCUUCGAGGAUGCAAAGAUGAAACUGAGGAAAUACUCUGCAAACAUCAAGCGCCCCUUCACAGUCCGCUAUGACCCCUUCACCUGCAGCGUGGAGGUCCUGGAUCAACCCAGUAAAAUCCAAAACGCCCUGAGCCAGAUGAGGGAGGACCUCAAGACCCUGCACAGCGCCCUGGAGAAGCUCAGCUCGUCUUAAGACCGGGGGAGACAUUUUUAUAAGAUUUCUCCUCCUUAUGUAGUGAGAUUUGUAAGGCUCCACUGGGCCAUUUAACUGUGUGUAUAAAGUAG
Messenger RNA from Maylandia zebra (zebra mbuna), 2465 nucleotides. The record is from RefSeq and is a predicted model, not a curated record. Lineage: Eukaryota; Metazoa; Chordata; Actinopteri; Cichliformes; Cichlidae.